AUGGACCCACCAACAGCUCAAAACACCAUACCGGAAGGUGCUACCUGUAGAAUUUGCAGAGGAGAGCACAGUACAGAUCAACCACUCUUCCAUCCAUGCAAAUGCCGUGGAUCGAUCAAAUAUAUCCAUGAGAACUGUUUAAUGGAGUGGGUGGCUUCUAAAAAUGUCGAUCUGUCACGUCCCGGAUCAGAAAUGAAAUGUGAUAUAUGCCAUUUUCCGAUUCAACUCACCACAGUGUACGAUGAAGAUACCCCAGACAGAGUACCCUUAACCCUCAUAUUCCGCACGACCUUGGGCGUACUUUGGCGACAGACGCAAUAUGUGAUGUGCAUUGCAUUGGCUGCAUCGUUAUUGGUCCUUGGGAUACCUUUAACAUGGAAUGUGCUAGGAAAGUUGAUAGCCACGAUGCUGCAUGGCGGCAAACUGCCGAUACCAGACUCAUUUUGGAAGAGCAUAAUAUUUGGUUUUGACUAUGAAGAGACCGGAACUGUCACGAAAACGGAUAUCGUGGUUCAGAUUCUCAAAAAUUAUAGGUUUUCCGUUACACAAAUCGUGUUCGUGGCCGUAAUUCACAUCGCAUUAUAUUUCCAAUACGACAUGGUAGUAAGGGAAACUAUAUUCAACAAGAUGGUCUACCACAAAAUCGGGCCCCGUUUCAGUAAAGAAGAGCUCAUGACUGAAAAGCUUAAGCAGCAAUUUCCAGGGAUGGACGAAAAUACUAUUCACCAUAUAGUGCAACUAAUGAAAACCCGAGAAAGAGCAGUUGCAACCCAACCAGAAGUGCCAGCCACGGAACAUGGCCAUCGCGAUGAUAAUGACAAUGAAAAUAGAAACGAAAACGGUCAUGACUAUGAAACCAAUGGCGAGAAUGUUAACAUCCAUCGACUAAGAAACAGAAACAGCUCGUCCAUUAGAUCCAACGACCAUCACGAUGAUGAGGAUGCAGAGGAAGAUGAAGAGGAUGCCGACUAUAACCCCAGCGAUACGUUGUCCUCUCAGAGCUCAGAGUUGUCAGAAGACUCCAGCGAUCAAGCAAUAGAUGAUAACGAACGUCAGGAACUUCUGGAACCAGCUGAUCCUAUGAAUCUGUUCAGGCAGCGUCGAGCAGCGAAUGAAUUUGAUGAAUUGUUGCAAGCCCAACAAGCACAGGUUCCCGAGGGACAGCCCAAUGAUUUCAUUUUCAUGGACCUACAAAAUGAAGCUGCUGGUGGUGGAGCUGCCGAUGGAGUGGAUCCUGACGAAGUUUUGAAUCAGCAAGAUGGACCGGCCGUGCUCGGUCUGCAUCUCAAGUUUGGAAACUUACCUUUCUACUAUCUUGCUGCCAGCGUGUUUCUUGCGUUGUACCUGUUCUUGGCCUAUGCAAUUCCAACGAUUGUGGGAAAUCUACUUUUGACAGUUUAUGCUGCCUUUUUUUCAUACGUUUUUCAGGCCCUCACACAAGCCUUCAAGGCCGCCAAUCUGCCACUACUCUUGGCGAAAGUGACUAGAGAGAUGCCUUUUCAUGCAGAAUUGGCAGUGCGUUUGCUGUCAUCCGCACGUUCUUACUUUGUCACUCUGCAUAUGAAAUACAUCAAUUACAAUAACACGAACUCGACUGUCGCACAAUCUGUGCCCGCUUUCGUCACCUAUUGCACAUUUCUCAGUUUAAUUUCAUUAAGCUGUAGCUUCCUCAGUAGAGGAUUUGGGAUUAACAAUGGUAUGAAAAAUCCUACGAGGCGUUUUAUUUUUCAACUUUUCUUCGCCAUAAGAUGCUCUCUCAAAGUUUUUCUCUUAUUUGCCAUCGAGCUUGUCGGUUUUCCUGUCCUUGCAGGUUCUAUGAUCGACUUCGCCCUCAUAAGUCCCUGUUUGAAACCACAUCGUUCUCUAUUUUACGUCGGUAGCCUCAAUUUGUGGGCACCGACGAUCUGGGUAUUUUAUUGGAGCAUUGGAACGCUCUAUAUGUUUUGGUUCGCUAAAUACGUGGGCAUGAUUCGGAACUACAUCAUAAGACCGGGUGUUCUGUUUUUCAUUAGAUCCUCGGAUGAUCCAAAUAUCAGAAUUCUUCAUGACAGCCUGAUACACCCUAUGAGAAUUCAGUUUUCAAGACUCGUGUUGUCCAUGGGAAUUUAUGCAAUGUUCAUUAUUUUCGGGUUUGGAUUUCACACUAGGGUACUAUUCCCAUACGUCUUUCAUUCAAAAGUUCUGCCUUUCGCAGAUGAGGAUAACUUUUUCGUCUGUUUCAAUGUCCUCAUGGUGUUGAACUCUAACUUUUUGGUAGAUUUUGGCAAGACCUUCAAACUUUACGUCAGACAAUAUUGGAUUAGAGUGUUCGACCUUUGUUGCGGGAAACUUCGCCUGUCAUCUUUCAUUUUGGACAAAGACGUUUCGACAGAGAGAGGUUAUGUGGUGUAUCGCAAUGCCUUCUACCGAUAUUUCCUAUCCAAAAAAGCAAGAUGGUCUAAUGCAAACCUGUAUGUCGACCCGAAAACGCCAUCUGUGGCCCAAGAGUUAUUCAAAACCCAGAAAGAUGUACACGCGUUUUUCAUACCAAAUGGUGUGCUAAUGCGCGUUCCAGCCAAUGAUAUAAUAUCCCGCAAUUACGUGCAGACACUGUUUGUACCUGUCACGAAAGACAACAAACUAUUAAAAUCGCUUGAUAUUGAAUCGAUCAGAGAGAGAAACAAGGAAAUGAUAGGGGAGUUUGGACAUUUGGACGAUCAGAGUACGGAGUUUGAUGCUUAUACGCUUGUGUACACUCCUCCCAACUUUCGCUUCAGGUAUUCAGCUCUGAUCGCUCUAAUAUGGCUGUUCGCCUCACUGCUGUGCAUUUCUCUGGCUCUCAUUUUCAAUUUUGCUGGAAGGAUAUCUUUACUAGUCACUAUGGCACCUUUGAUGCAAUUGAGUCCUAUCCGAAACUUCUUUGCCAGAUACAGUGAUCUGACCGCAGUUGGUCUCUUUCCAAUGAUUAUAGGUUCAUUGAUCUGCAUAGUCAGUCUUGAAUUCUAUCAAGAAUUCAGGAUUUCAAAAUUUGUUCAGCAAGGGCACAUUGUCGAACUCGGAGAGCGCGCAGCUGACGAUGAUCCAGAGAUUGGAGUUGGUGAUCAAAUGCCGCAGCACCAUGCUGCUGCUGUCAACCGUGAUGUGGCGCCACAGGAGCCAUUUUUCGAGAGGGCGCACUGGCAAAGAAUAUUGCUUUCGUGCUUGAUUGGAGUGGUUGGUGCAACCAAACAUUUAAUUGUCCUUGAUUACAAUUAUUCCACUGUUAUGAUGGCUUUCAAGCUGUUUUACAAAGAAGGGCCCCCGAUAGUAAUCAAGCCACGCUUUUUGUUGAUGGAUCCUAUACCAAACCUUAAUCAGUUCAAAUCGCCUGAGAUGAUAGUCUAUGCCAUCAUUUUUCUGGUAAGUUUCAUGAAGGACCAAAUAGCAUUUUUCUCCUACCUAGUUCGGGACAGACAAGACGACACGAACCGCCAAUUGAAAACAAUGCUUUAUGACCUGGUGGCUGAGUGCUUGCUAACCACAGGUUUAAUCAUUCCGCUGCAAUUGCUCGUGUGCACACUAGAAUACUGGCUUUCCGAUUCCCAUUUCGAGUCUCCAUUAAAUGUCUUUUAUUUCCUGAUAUGGACCAGAAGUUUGAUUUCUCACUCGCAGGUUUCAUGGAGCGUCUUUCAAGUACUAUUCUUCGCCGUUUCCCCAUUGAUAUGCGGAGCUUACUACUUAGCUGGCAUCGUUAGGAGUUUCUAUGCCUUUGUGCAAAGAUCAGCCGCAAUCACGAAAGAAGAGGUGUACGGUAGGGGACGAACUCUAACAAACUUUCUGGAUGCAGCAGAUACCUAG
This is a messenger RNA of Lachancea lanzarotensis, 3816 nucleotides long. It is a transcript of the gene SSM4, whose product is annotated as LALA0S01e15170g1_1. The record is from RefSeq and is a predicted model, not a curated record. NCBI's taxonomy places the organism in Eukaryota, Fungi, Ascomycota, Saccharomycetes, Saccharomycetales, Saccharomycetaceae. Bases 1 to 3816 code for a protein of 1271 amino acids. Gene Ontology annotation, molecular function: zinc ion binding. The transcript has a single exon. Gene Ontology annotation, cellular component: endoplasmic reticulum membrane.